CAUGUCUUUGAUUGUCUCUGCGAUGUUGCAUCACUGGACUGCACAGGUUAUCGCCAAUGUCAAGCAGGGGUAUCCAGACAUCGAUAUUGCCCAUAAAAGUGCUGCGAUGGCAGUUCCAAAAGUCCCCCAUCCCAACGUGCUGUUCGCGGGCGUCUUGGGAGUCCUUUCCUUGUUCUUUUUCUUCGUUUCUGCGGACUGGUCCGCUUUUGCUUCUGGGAAGCAUUUUGUUAACGGCUAGACCGUGAUAUAUCCUUUUACCCGUUGUUCGCUGCUUCUGUCCGGUCACAGAAUGAUGGAACAAGUGCUGAAGGGAACGUCCAUCGUCUCAGAUUUCACUCCUCUGCAUUCGGUGCAGUCCAAGGGAGCCGUCGUCACUGCUGUGUUUUCUCUCCUUUCUGCCCUGGCUUUGCUUUUUGUGGUGUGCGGAUGUACUCGCGUUGUUCUCCGCAGAGGCUCGCCAGGGAUAUAUGGAGCCCCUGAGAACCUAUUGUUUCGAACGCACAUUGGUCACUAUGUCGGAAGUCUCCUCAUCGGAAACGUGUUUCUCACAGUAGCUGGAUUGAUCGAGUUCAAAUGGGGUCUUCAAUCUGGGAUUACUCAAGGUGCUCUUUGCUUUGCACAGGCUGUCAUAAUGGAAAUCGGGCUAUGGAGCACCGCCUUUUUCACGGUCGCAACGGGUAUACACACCUGCAUUUCCCUUGUUUUCCGCACACGUCAAGUUCCUUGGAUUAACCUGGCAUGUAUUGUUCUAGGAUGGGUCAUCUCGUUUGUCGUUGCAUUGGUCCCCCUGGAAAAGAGCAAUUUGUAUGGACAAGACGGCAUAUCGUGCGGCGUCGCGAGAAAUUACGGAGUUGAACUUUUCGUUUUGCAGCCACUCCCAAUUUUUAUGGGUGUCGCCUGCUCGGGCGCGAUAUAUUCUUUGGUUUUCCUUGUGCUGUUCGGAAAGCUCAGCCCAAAGAACGGUGACCUCGAGAUGAAUUCUCAGUCUCAACAUAGGUGGAGCUUGCUCUAUGACUCCAGGGAAUACGUUCGUUUCAUUGCGGUUCUCGCACAGACCAUGUUCUGGUAUCCUUUCGCGUUUUUCGUGCUCUUAUUCCCCUUCUGUGUCACUCGCCUCCUGAUCUUUUCUGGGUAUUCUCCUUCUGAUGCUGCAGACGUGUUUGCAAGAGUUUGUUGUUCAAUGCUCGGCCUCGCCAACGUUGGUUUGCUGUACAACACUUUCCGGGUCAUAAGGCCCUUGUUUAAGAUAUCUCCUGCAGUCAAGGUCAUGGCAGACACCGAGAAGACGUUUGGACACAGCGCAUCCCAGGAGUCACCAGUCCGCCCUGAGCCGGCAUACAUGCCAAGGAGGGAUGUUUUACUGCCAUCGUUACACCAAAGCCACUAUCGGUCAGAGUCCGAAUCGAGCGCGAAUUCAACCACACAGUUGCUCGGUUUGAAAAGGAAGUCGUCGAAGUACAAUGGAAUGAGGGUGCGGCAAGCGGGACAACCUUCAGUACCAGGACCAUCAAACCGGAGAAAGGCCGGACUCGCCAUCACCGUACCACCACCACCAUCGGUCGGGGUUCUGAGUCCGCCUUUGGUUACUGUCAAGCUAUCUGCUGUUUCCCCUCUUCCGGCCAGUCAUGAAUCCCAAAGCAAAUCUUCGGGGCGGGAAGAUGCGAGUGGGGGGUCUCCGCACUUGAUCCUUGGUGAUGAGCUAGCGGCAUUCCCUCCGGUUCCCCUGUCAGCUUAUCAUGUACCCAACAAGAGUGCGACUUUGGCGUUGCGACUAGGAUUGCCUACACCUUCACCUGCGAUUACGCCUUCGUCACGGUACAUAGUACCUUUCUCGGCCAGCCUUCAACCGCCAACCCCACAACCGCUAUCCACUGGACAUGACAACGGCAAGGGAGAGGCUCCACAACUUCCUGAAACGUCUAUCCCCCGUAUCAGUGUCACUGCUCCAGGCGCUGCCUACCGACCUCCCUCGAGCAUCCGGCCACUUCCUGACCUCCCCGAGACGCUCGACUCAGAUCGCUCCAGUUGCUACUCAAGCUCGGCAUCGUCUUCUAGUGAUAGCGAAGGCGAGCACCAUCACGUACAUAGACCAUCAUCCCCGCGUAGCGCUCUGCGGCCGCUGCCGGCUGUGCCUCCGCCAAAUGAUGGCGACAUCGCAGACGCUGAGUGGCCGUGCACACCUGGUCCCUCUACUCGGACCAUCUCUCGGACCUCCGAUAGGUCGGACGACAGACGAAGUCGGCGCACGACCAUGAGCUCUGUCUGGUCGCAAGACAGCGCAUGGACGAAGAGUCAGGCACCGGACAGCGAGGCCAUACAUGCAUAUUCACAACUUGUCCCACACGCGGUGUUACCUGGCCACGAGCAGGUGAAUGUCGGGCCGAUGGCAGCAAAACGCACGGUAUUGCCUGCAACUCCGCGAUUGGCUACUCUGAGAGGAAUGCGUCCGGUCAAGCUCGCGUCGAGGCUGACUGUGCGAUUUGCUGGUGUCAUCAAGAGCCCAAUAUCACCUAGCGAGUUCACGAUUGUAAAUGUGCCUAAUAAUGAUAGUGCUGUUUGAAUGAGGAUUGAGAUGAUUUUGCAAUACCCUGCUACUACUGUAUUUUAGUUUCGAGUGUAAUGCCAUUCCCCGGU
This is a messenger RNA of Pisolithus orientalis, 2634 nucleotides long. RefSeq lists its product as uncharacterized. Gene Ontology annotation, cellular component: plasma membrane. Gene Ontology annotation, molecular function: G protein-coupled receptor activity. The transcript has 9 exons. Lineage: Eukaryota; Fungi; Basidiomycota; Agaricomycetes; Boletales; Pisolithaceae. The record is from RefSeq and is a predicted model, not a curated record. Bases 290 to 2560 code for a protein of 756 amino acids. Gene Ontology annotation, biological process: adenylate cyclase-activating G protein-coupled receptor signaling pathway.